AAAAAUAAAAGAAGAAGAUGAACUGUUUGGAAAACUUUUUCCUCUUAUUCAGCAGCCAGUCAAAAAACACACACGUACACAGAAUACACGUUUUGUGUUCUGAGUGCAACCAAAUAUCUAUUGUCCUUUACGAUUCACGUUUUUUCUAGGUAUAUUAUGAUUGCCUUGUGAAUGAGUUUAAAGUGAAGUAGGAUCGUCGGUUCUGCCACUGUAAAAUUUAGUUUGCAACCCUUGAGCUUCAUGAUCUUUUGACAAAGUUGAUUUUUAAAAAUAAAAAAGAAAAUUAAGGAGAUGGGCAGAACAAAGAAGAAAUUGUUUGACUUGAAUGAAGCUUUGGAAUCAUUGUACAAGUUGUUAGAGCAGCAACCUUUGCUUCCCUUAGUAAUUCCUAUGUUGGUAGUUCUUUGGGUAUUUGAGAAAUGGUUUUUCUCUCUGUCCAAUUGGGUACUUCUUGCUCUUGCUGUAUGGGCCACAUUUCAGCCGGUAACACCUUUAGAGCAUUGUGAAUGGCUGAACAAGCUACUAUAUGAAAUUUGGUUGAACUAUAUCAACCCAAAGCUCUCAUUAAGGUUUGCAUCUAUUGUUGAGAGACGCUUGAAGCAUAGGAAAUCAAAGCUAAUAGUAAGUCAGGAAAAGAUUGAGUUACAAGAGUUUUCUCUUGGUUCACGUCCACCUUUAUUUGGGCUGCAUGGGACCCGAUGGUCGACUUCAGGGGAUCAGCGGAUCAUGCGCUUGGGAUUUGACUGGGACACUGAUGAAAUAUAUAUCAUGUUGUUUGCCAAGUUGGCUAUGCCGUUAAUGGGGACAGCUCGGAUUGUCGUGAAUAGCAUCCACAUCAAGGGUGAUCUUCUUCUGAUGCCAAUAUUGGAAGGGAAAGCUAUAGCAUACUCGUUUGUAUCGACUCCUGAGGUGAGGCUCGGUGUAGCUUUUGGGAGUGGCGGAAGUCAAUCUCUACCUGCAACAGAACUACCAGGUGUCUCUUCAUGGCUGGUCAAAGUUGCCACGGACACGCUGAAUAAGAGAAUGGUCGAACCCAGACGUCAGUGUAUUGCUUUGCCAACUGCAGACCUGCAAAGGAAAGCUGUAGGUGGUGUGCUAUAUGUCACGAUAAUAUCUGCUAAAAAUAUUUCUGGUUGUACGAGCACUUCUUACUUGGAGGACUAUCCAGAAACCAAAGAGCUUCAGACAUUCGUGGAAAUUGAAGCUGAGGAGCUAACAAGGAGAACAGAUGUAAGAUCCGGAACUUGCCCCAGGUGGGACAACACAUUCAAUUUGGUCCUGCAUGAUAGUGUGGGAAUCAUUAAAUUCCAUCUCUAUAAACGCACUCCCGGAAGUGCAAAAUACGACUUUCUCACCAGCUGUGAGGUUAAGAUGAGAUAUGUCCCAAAUGAUUCAACGAUAUAUUGGGCCAUUGGAGCCGACUCAACAGUGAUUGCAAAGUAUGCCGAGGUUUGUGGAAAAGAAAUUGAGAUGACAAUUCCAUUUGAAGGGACUAAUUUGGGGGAGCUGACAGUGAGGCUUGUGCUUAAGGAAUGGCAGUUUACUGAUGGUUCACAUAGCUUGACUAGCCUUGGCUCGGGCUCUCGUCUUUCACUGAAUGGGCCAUCAAAUUAUUUUUCCAAAACUGGUAGAAAAAUCUGCAUAACUGUUGUAGAGGGAAAAGACCUUGUUGUAAAGGACAAAAUUGGAAAAUCCGACCCUUACGUAAAACUGCAAUAUGGCAAGGCUACCCAAAAAACAAAAUCUGUCCCACAUUCGCCCAAUCCAACUUGGAAUCAAAGGUUUGAAUUUGAUGAAAUAGGAGGCGGAGAGUAUUUGAAGAUAAAAUGCUUUACUGAAGAAACAUUUGGGGAUGAGAGCAUAGGCAGUGCACUGGUGAAUUUGGAAGGACUCGUGGAAGGUUUGAUUAGAGACGUUUAUAUUCCCCUUGAAAAAGUCAAUUCAGGGGAGUUGCGGCUUCAGAUAGAAGCUGUCAAACUUGACGACAAAGAAAAUUCGAUGCUCGUCAUAAUUGAAGCAAGAGAUCUUAUUGCUGCUGAUAUACGAGGCACAAGUGAUCCUUUCGUGAGGGUACACUAUGGGAACCUCAAGAGAAGUACCAAAGUGAUGUACAAAACACUAACUCCAAAAUGGCAUCAGACCUUCGAAUUCCCAGAUGAUGGCAGCCAGCUCACAUUGCACGUGAAAGACCACAAUUCCGUGUUGCCCUCAUCCAGCAUAGGUGACUGUGUGGUCGAGUAUCAAAUGCUACCUCCAAACGAGAUGGCCGAUAAAUGGAUACCUUUGCAAGGAGUUAAACGAGGCGAAAUCCACAUCCAGAUCACAAGAAAACUCCCACAACCGGACAAAAAACCUGGGCUCGAUUCUUCUCAUGACCGGUCAACCUCCUCUGCUGACUUUUCCCGCCAAAUUUCAAACCAGAUUAAGCAGAUGAUGAUGAAUCUUCGCGCCAAUGUGGAUGAUGACGAUCUGGAAGGGGUCUCGAGGGUAUUGAGUGAACUCGAGAGCCUCCAAGAGAGUCGAGAAGAGUACGUGGUUCAACUCGAGACCGAGCAAAUGUUGCUUAUAAACAAAAUAAAUGAGCUUGGGCAGGAAAUAUUCAACUCAACGUCGCCUUUGACGAGAACUGCUACCAUCCCUUGAACAAACUAUAUAGUUGGAUGUUUACAUAAUCCUGAAUGUGAUAUAUGUGUUUUACAUAAAGAAUUAUAGAAUAUGUAUGUCUGAAAGUAUUGAGCUCAUAAUUAAUUAUUGUGUUGAGCUUGUGCUUUGUUUAAUAUUUAAACAAAUCUAAGCUAUUAAUCUCACCACUGAUUGGGUUGUGUGGAAUUAUUUAUUGUGUUCUUUACUACGCACGAAUGGUCAAGGAAGAUGAACUGAUUUAUGUUUGAGGAGACCAAAUUGUUCUCUAUUGAGAAAUUGUCGUCUUAUGGUUGAGGAGAACAAAUUGUGCUCUAUUGAGAAAUUGUUACGUCGUAUUUCGUUCAAGUACUUGAGUUAUUUUUCGC
Striga asiatica is the source of this 3008-nucleotide messenger RNA. The record is from the annotation of a GenBank genome assembly. Lineage: Eukaryota; Viridiplantae; Streptophyta; Magnoliopsida; Lamiales; Orobanchaceae.